Molecule: messenger RNA, 2654 nt
Organism: Balaenoptera musculus (blue whale)
Lineage: Eukaryota; Metazoa; Chordata; Mammalia; Artiodactyla; Balaenopteridae
Gene: BCAT1
Product: branched chain amino acid transaminase 1
Exons: 12
Coding region: 466-1623 (385 amino acids)
Biological process (GO): L-leucine biosynthetic process; L-valine biosynthetic process
Cellular component (GO): mitochondrion
Molecular function (GO): branched-chain-amino-acid:2-oxoglutarate transaminase activity
Source: RefSeq, a predicted model, not a curated record
CUGGACUGGGCGCCGGGUCGGAAUUUUCGUGCGGAAGAGGCUCUACCCUCUGGGCCCCGUCUGGGGGAAACACAGCCUCAAGACUCUUCCUGCUGAUGCAAUCUGCAGGAGAGCCAGCGAUCGCCGCUGCCAGGGCCAGUCUGCGAGGCGCCCGCCACGUGUGCCCGCCGCCCCUCCAGCCCCUUCCCCAGACUCGCGCCGCCCGGAACGUCCGGGACGCAGCGCCUUUGCCUCCGCUCACCUCGAGCUGCUCUCACGGCCGACCGAACAAUGAAGGGCGAACCUGGAAUUUAACCAGUCUGCCCGAAGCCGGCGGUGGAGGACAAAAACAGCCGCGACCUCCGGCAGGGCAGAAAGAGAAGGGCAGCCCUCGCAGGACGCUCUCCUUUGGGGCCCGUGCCUGGGUGUUUGAUCCUCCUUUUCCUGUUUGCUUGGGGACCGGACCGGAGCGGAGCAAAGGGUGUGAUGGACUGCAGUAAUGGAUGCUCCGCGGAAUGUCCCGGAGAAGCAGGAUCAAAAGAGGUGGUGGAGACUUUCAAGGCUAAAGAUCUAAUAAUCACACCAGCCACCGUUUUAAAGGAAAAACCAGACCCCAAUACUCUGGUUUUUGGAACGGUUUUUACGGAUCACAUGUUAACAGUGGAGUGGUCCUUGGAGUUUGGAUGGGAGAAACCACACAUCAAGCCUCUUCAAAACCUGUCAUUGCAUCCUGGUUCGUCGGCUUUCCACUAUGCAGUGGAAUUAUUUGAAGGAUUGAAGGCAUUUCGGGGAGUAGAUAAUAAAAUUCGUCUGUUUCGGCCAAACCUCAACAUGGAUAGAAUGUACCGGUCUGCUAUGAGGGCGACUUUGCCGGCAUUUGACAAGGAAGAGCUUUUAGAGUGUAUUCAGCAGCUUGUGAAAUUGGAUCAAGAAUGGGUCCCCUACUCAACAUCUGCAAGUCUGUAUAUUCGUCCUACAUUUAUUGGAACUGAGCCUUCUCUGGGAGUCAAGAAGCCUACUAAAGCCCUGCUGUUUGUAAUCUUGAGCCCAGUGGGACCUUAUUUUUCAAGUGGAAGUUUUAAUCCAGUGUCCCUAUGGGCCAAUCCGAAGUACAUAAGAGCCUGGAAAGGUGGGACCGGGGACUGCAAGAUGGGAGGGAAUUAUGGCUCAUCUCUCUUUGCCCAAUGUGAAGCAAUGGAUAACGCCUGCCAGCAGGUUCUGUGGCUCUAUGGAGAGGAUAAUCAGAUAACUGAAGUUGGAACCAUGAAUCUUUUUCUUUACUGGAUAAAUGAAGAUGGAGAGGAAGAACUGGCAACUCCUCCGCUAGAUGGCAUCAUUCUUCCAGGAGUGACGAGGCAGAGCAUCCUGGACCUGGCACACAAGUGGGGAGAAUUUAAGGUGUCAGAGAGGUACCUCACCAUGGACGACCUGACCACAGCCGUGGAGGAGAACCGCGUGAGGGAGAUGUUUGGUUCUGGUACCGCCUGUGUUGUUUGCCCAGUUUCGAAUAUACUGUACAAGGGUGAGACUAUACACAUCCCAACUAUGGAGAAUGGGCCUAAGCUUGCAAGCCGCAUCUUGGACAAAUUGACUGAUAUUCAGUACGGAAGAGAAGAGAGUGACUGGACAAUCACAGUAUCCUGAAUGGAAAAGAACAGGCUAUCAUUUGUGUGCUCUUGGGACAGACUGUUGCAUUUGAAUUAUGAGAAAUUUCUUUGGCUAUCUGUUUUUAGUUGUGCAUAAUGUAGUUUGUAUUAUCCGUGUUACCAGGGCGAUUGUUUCCUCAUGCCAGAGAAGAUGAAUUGCAAUCAUCCAGUGGUAGUUUAUAAACUUGCUCCUAGAAGCUUACCUUACCUUCUCUAGAAAGAUGAGAAUGGAAGCCAUCUAAGCGCAGAAUUUUCCUCCAUAACCUGAGUGCUUCCCUUGGUACUUCAAUCAGAUAAAAAAGUGUUUAUUCUUUAGCAUAAGUUACGUUCUGCUCCUCAACCAAGCGAGUGUUUUUUGUGUUUGAAAGCUGAUCUGAGUAACUUUCAUAGGUACCAUUUCCUGCGACACAUCUUCAUCCUCAGAAGGUUUUUUUUUUUUUUUUUAAAUCAAGACUUUGAGAAACUGGAUUUCCUCCCCUCAUAUUUCUUUCCAGGUCCCCUAAGUCCGUCUUAGGGAAAAUCUCUCCCUCCUUCCUGAUGUCACGGUCUGCGCCAGGCUCUCCUGGUGCAUCAGCAAGGCCCACCCCUGCCCUUUCCAUAUUGUGUUGUAAUCAGCGGUCAGGCUUCACUACAAGACUGAGGGUCUUGUGCCUUAUAGAUCUUUGUAUCCCCCUCCUGGCACAUAACAAGGAAUGAAUGAACGAACAUGUACCUUCUAUAGAAGUGUACCUUCUUUGUUUCUAUAUUGUGAAAUCUCUUUAUUAGAAUUUGUGAUUGAUUCUGACUUUGUAUUUACCUCAUAUUGUCUUUAUUUUCCAUGGACUGCUAAGUCAUUAGAGAUGCUCAGAGUCAUAGUUUGUUGGAGGAAUGAUUUCUUAUUUGAAGACUGUCUUGGAAUUAAAGUAAUAGCUCUAGAGAGAUCGUGAUACCAUAUCAACCAAAUGGAAAUGAUAUAUGUUAUGUGUUAAACACAUAAAUGUUGUGUUAAAUACAAAAUAAAUCAUAUUUAGUUUUUUGAUAGAAAGCAAA